AUGAGCGACUACGCAAGCUUUGGGGGCGCGGAUGAAGAGAGCGCUGAGAUUAAGCGCCUCAACGCUGAAGUCGAAGCGGACCCCGACAACUUCGAGAAUUGGGAGAAACUGAUUCGAGCCUGUGAGGGACUUGAGGGCGGUCUGAACCGAAACUCGAGUCCCCAAGCUUUGGCGACCCUUCGCGACUCUUAUGAUCGCUUCCUCCUCAAGUUCCCGCUGCUGUUCGGCUACUGGAAGAAGUAUGCCGAUCUGGAGUUCAAUAUCUCAGGACCCGAGUCGGCUGAAAUGAUCUAUGAGAGGGGUUGCGCCAGCAUAACCAACUCGGUAGACCUCUGGACUGAAUACUGCUCCUUCAAAAUGGAAACCACUCACACUCCCCACCUUGUGAGAGAGCUGUUCGAGCGUGCUGCUUCGCACAUCGGCCUUGACUUCCUCUCCCAUCCUUUUUGGGACAAGUAUCUGGAAUAUGAGACACGACAGGAGGCUCAGGACAACAUCUUUACCAUUCUCAAGCGGGUCAUCCACAUCCCUAUGCAUCAGUAUGCUCGCUAUUUUGAGCGUUUCCGGCAGCUGUGCCACACCCGGCCCCUCGAAGAACUCGUCUCGCCUGAUGUCUUGGCCCGGUACCGCGCCGAGGUAGAGGCCGAGGCUGUUCAAUUCGGCAUAGCGAAGCCCGAGCUCGAGAUCGAGCGGGACAUCCGCACCAAGAUCGACGCUUCGUUCUACACCAUUUUCCAGCGCACCCAAACCGAGACCAACAAGCGGUGGACGUACGAGGCUGAGAUCAAGCGGCCGUACUUUCACGUCACGGAACUCGAGCAUCACCAGCUGGUCAACUGGCGGAAGUACCUCGACUUUGAGGAGGCGGAGGGCAACUACCAGCGCAUUGUCUGCCUCUACGAAAGGUGCCUAGUCACCUGUGCUCUGUACGAUGAGUUCUGGUUCCGGUAUGCUCGGUGGAUGGAGGCACAAGACAACAAGGACGAAGAGGUCCGGAAUAUCUACAUGCGGGCGGCCACGCUCUUCGUUCCCAUCAGCAGGCCGGGUAUCCGGCUUCAGUUUGCCUACUUUGAGGAGAUGUGCGGCCGGAUCGACGUUGCGCGGGAUGUCCAUGCCGCUAUUCUCAUGAAGCUGCCGGAUUGCGUGGAGGCGAUCGUCUCGUGGGCCAAUCUACAGCGACGCCAGAGCGGCCUCGACGCAGCGAUUGAGGUAUACAAGGCGCAGAUCGACUCUCCCGCGGUAGACAUCUUCACAAAGGCCGUUUUGGUAACAGAGUGGGCGUUUCUGCUCUGGAAGGUCAAGGGCUCGGCUGACGAGGCCCGUGCGGCUUACGAAAAGAACGCCACUUGGUACGCGGAUAGCCGCCACUUUUGGCAGAAGUGGCUCGAGUUUGAGCUCGAGCAGCCGACCAACGCUGAGCUGGAGGCCCAGCAUGCGGAGCGUGUCAAGGCUGUCUUUGCGGAGAUGCGGGCUAAGAGUCGUCUUUCGCCGGCCGUUAAGCAGGAGCUGGGUCAGGUGUACAUGAACUAUUUGCAGCAGCGUGGCGGCAAGGAGGCUAUGAAGGAAUUCCUGCUCAUCGACCGAGAGCUUUUUGGCCCUCAGUCGGUCUCCCCAAUCACGAAAGCGAAGCUGUCGAAGGAGAGCGCCGGUCUUCCUGAACUGGAUGAGGCGACGCGUGUCAAGGCGGAGAGGCGGUUCUAUAACUACUACGAACUGCAUAUGGAUCCAGACCCGAAUGCCCAGGGACCAGCUAGUUUUGACUAG
Chaetomium strumarium is the source of this 1764-nucleotide messenger RNA. RefSeq lists its product as uncharacterized. The transcript is spliced from 5 exons. Gene Ontology annotation, cellular component: commitment complex; U2-type prespliceosome; U1 snRNP. Gene Ontology annotation, biological process: mRNA 5'-splice site recognition; RNA processing. The record is from RefSeq and is a predicted model, not a curated record. Gene Ontology annotation, molecular function: protein binding; pre-mRNA 5'-splice site binding. NCBI's taxonomy places the organism in Eukaryota, Fungi, Ascomycota, Sordariomycetes, Sordariales, Chaetomiaceae. Bases 1 to 1764 code for a protein of 587 amino acids.